Messenger RNA from Lactuca sativa (garden lettuce), 717 nucleotides. Lineage: Eukaryota; Viridiplantae; Streptophyta; Magnoliopsida; Asterales; Asteraceae. The record is from RefSeq and is a predicted model, not a curated record.
UUCUCUUCCAUUCACAACUCACAGAUUCUAUCUUCCAAUCGAGUUCCUUUUGAUAUUCAUUCGAAGUGUAGAGUGCAAUACAUUGAUCUUCACAUACAAUGGCUUCACCACAGGAUGACAAGAACCCUGGAGUCAUGGGAAACAUAUUUAAAGCGGUUACUGACACUUUCGGCGGUGCCAAAGACGCUGUUACCGGAAAAAGUCAGGAAACCACCGAGAAGGCGCCGGUGGAGUCCAUCGCUGAAAAAGCAAAAGAAGCCAAGGAUACAACAACGUUGAAAGCUGGAGAGUUCAAGGACUACACUACACAGGUUGCAAGAGAAACCGCUGACGUUGCUAACCACAAAGCGAAGGAAGCCCAGGACUUGGCUGCUGAGAAAACAAAAGAAAGCAGUGAUGCAACUGCUCAGAAGGCCACAGAAACAAAAGAUUUUAUUGCUGAGAAGGCCGUUGCUUCAAAAGAUUUUACGACUGAGAAGGCAAAAGAAGGGCAAAAUUCCGCUGUUGAAACUGCAGUGGCUGCAAAGGAUUUCACUGUCGAGAAGGCCAUCGCAGCAAAAGAUUUUGCGACUGAGAAGGCAAAAGAAGCGCAUGAUGCAACAAUUGGCAAGAGCGAGUAAAAAGAUUGAAGUGAUUUUAUAAAUAAAUAUGUAUUUGUGCUUAUCAUAUGUAUUUUUACAUACUAUUUGAUGUAUUGAAUUUAUGCAUUUAAAACCA